AUGGCCGGCUUCAGAGCUCCCUAUCACGCUUCCCUCUCCUCCUCGAGUGUCUUGGAUAUGGACCGACAAGCGCCGAGCAGCCAGCAGACGACAUUUCCCUAUCACACGCAUGGGCAUGGACACGGGCAUGGGCAUGGGCCGUCGCACUUUAGCUCGUCACCGCACUCGGCGUUCCACUCGAUCGACUCACCGUACCCACCGUAUGCGACAAAGCAGUCCAUGUCUGACUUCAGCACGACCCUCGGACACGGCGACCCGGACCCCGAGAGUGCGACGAUCGACGCCGUGAACCAACACCAUGCGCCUGACUCGGGCGAGGAUCCGCCGAGCGGGAGAACAGCCACACUCCUCGCCCGCCUCCGACGACUCGUUCCCAACUCGUUCUACUGUCGAUUGUAUCUCCUUGUUGUCCUUGUCGAGUCCACCAUCGAUGUGGUCAUCGAGGGCAUCAUCUACCUCAAGAUGAAGGAUGCCUUGGACGGCCUCGAGGCGGCCAGCUCGACAGACAAGCAGGCAAACGAUCUCACUAUCAAGAGGUUGCCGGUCUACCUUGGGAUAUUUGCCUUUGCCCACGUCUAUCAAUUCAUUCUUGCCAUGUUUGCCGUCCAUCAGCGGAAUAUCAUGCAAUUUGUUUUUCUGGGUCUCUUCAACAUGGCGCUCCUCACCUACUCUGUCAUCCAAAUAUCCGAAAUUCGUGUCAAAUCCGACGUCGUCAUCAAGGAGGCUUCCCAACAAAUCGUCAAGAUCCUCACUUCUACCAUCCCCUGCGUAAUUUCACUCGCACAGAUAGUUUAUGUCGGCCUUGCGUGGAAAAUCUAUCAGGAAUUUGGCUGGAAGGUCUACAAACUUCUUGGCGCGGAUAGGCUUGUCAAGAAGAUGUAUGCGCAUUAUCUCUUCUACGAGUGUCUCAUCAAAUUUGACGGCUUCUUUUGGGUCGGCUUUUCCUAUCUGGCCCUAGUUCUCAGUCCUGGAGAUGUCGAGUACUACCUCACAAUGGCCAUGACCCCCGGUUGUUUCUUGAUAUUGCUCGUUGGCCACCUGGCAGCCCGCCACGAAAACAAAUGGAUGAUGAUUAGUUUCUUCUUGGGAUGCUUGUGCGCCUUGAUUUAUUUCACCUACAAGCUUUACCGCAUAUUCAGCCUACGAGAGUUGCCCGACUACAUUGGUGUGUGGAAGAGUCAUUCAAUUUUUGCGGCGAUUUCAAUCCUUUUCUUGUUGAUUACUUUUGGAUCGGGAUUGUUGGUGUGGAACAAUUUCGGCAAGGGGUUAAAGAAGCAGAUGGACAAGGCAGACCAUGCCAAGAAGCAAGCAGAAAACAUGGGAAUAAGCGGACACAAGCGAACGGGAACCGUUGCGUCCAGUUAUAUGAUGAAUGGCACAAACGGGCCAAAACGGAAUAACCGCAUGAGCAUCGAGUAA
Rhizoctonia solani is the source of this 1419-nucleotide messenger RNA. Its product is annotated as Golgi apparatus membrane protein. Bases 1 to 1419 code for a protein of 472 amino acids. Lineage: Eukaryota; Fungi; Basidiomycota; Agaricomycetes; Cantharellales; Ceratobasidiaceae. The record is from RefSeq and is a predicted model, not a curated record. Gene Ontology annotation, cellular component: Golgi apparatus. The transcript is spliced from 8 exons.